Molecule: messenger RNA, 795 nt
Organism: Camelina sativa (false flax)
Lineage: Eukaryota; Viridiplantae; Streptophyta; Magnoliopsida; Brassicales; Brassicaceae
Source: RefSeq, a predicted model, not a curated record
AUGAUGAGUGACGGAUUAUAUGCAAGCGGCGAAUCGAAAAGAUCAAGCGUUGGGGAAAACAGUUUGGAUUCUUUAGAGUCUGAAGAGGAUGAUGAUAUGUCUGAUGAUUCUACAGAUAAUUCGGAAGAAUCAAGCGAUGAAGAAAACCUUUUGGAAUAUCAGACGAGCUCGAUGAUUCGUGAUAUGAUUGAUGAUAUGUAUCGUGAGAUGGUUCAUGAUAUGUAUGCUGAUAUGUAUGAUGAUUUAACAAAAGAUCUGGAUGCAGCUCGUAUCCCUUCCUUUAGCGCACUACAAACCUCCAAGAAGCAACUCUUUGAGCGCCCAGAUGACAAGACUACGGUGCUUAAUACAAUGAUGGUCCUCAAUAAUCUAUCUGGUGUGAGGAUGUGGUCGCCUUUAUACCUUGCUUCCAUGCGUCAUAUUCAGGCUGAUGUUAUUCACAGAGAGGCCUUCUUAGCAUUUUCUGAUUCGGAGGAUAAGAUUUGCUACUUAGAGUACAAGACUGGCAAAAAGAGAGAUGAAUGACUCUGUUACGAUUCUGACUUUUGUUAUGGCUCCUUGUGUAUUACUUUUGCUUAGUAAAAUGGUUACCUAUUGAAUGUGAAGAUUUUCAGUUUGAUUGAUCUUGUAAUGUACUCGGGAAAAAAAAACAAUCAAUCAAAUGUGAAUCACAAACUUCUGUCAAUCAGUUUUUGACUUUUAGAAGUCUGCAAGAGGGAUGCUUCAAAGAAGUAAUGUAAUUCUAUUUGCUGUAAUCUACAAUUAACCAACAUUUCUACCCACAUGUGGGUUUUA